CUAAGGAGCAUGCAUUCAGAAGACCCCCCGCCUCCUCCCCAAAAGAAGGCAAAGGGGAAUAAGCGCAAGCAAGUGGUUGAUAUGGAGAGUACAGGUACUAAUAAACGACCACGUAUGGAUUGUCCAUCCCCAAUCCCUGAGGAGUCCAUCUCCCCACCAACUGCAUCAACUUUCCCGAUCCCCGAACAGUCGACCCCGCAGCUCUUACCUCUGGUGCCAUCUAAUGCACUAGUCGCCUUUACACCGAUAGGAACUUCGAUAUCCAGGCCUCUGCCCAUCGAUACACCAAUCAAGAUUGGACUGCCGGGCAUCUUUGACAUUGACGAGCUACCAUCGACGACAGGUUUUGAAGAGAUUUUACAGGAAAUAGUGCUCGAGAACUCGAGAUCAUCAGAU
This is a messenger RNA of Acaulospora colombiana, 396 nucleotides long. The record is from the annotation of a GenBank genome assembly. NCBI's taxonomy places the organism in Eukaryota, Fungi, Glomeromycota, Glomeromycetes, Diversisporales, Acaulosporaceae.